CGCAGCCGCAAGGGCCCCAGCUCGGCCUCCGGAUCCCAGUCCUUUGGCGGCGCCGCUGGCGUCCCUGUGGCAAGACUCCGCAGUUUCGGGCAUCGUUGGCUUCUUGGUCCUAGCAAGUUUCGAUUUCGCGGUGACUGGGAUUUCUACCCGCUGUUGAAGUCGGGAAAUAACCAUAAUGUGAUUUCUCAGCCCCAGCAACUCCCAACUUAAGGCAAACACCGGUCUAGCCCUGGCUGCGAUUUCUAGCUGUUUCAACACAGAAAGGCAGAGUUAGCCUGUGGCUCAUUUUUCAGCAACUCCAGGUUUCCCGUAGCCUCAGUUUCUCAUUGUAACAAACCUGGGGUUAGCCCUGCCUCAAGUUUCUUCGUCCCGGCCAAGUUCCGGUUUGCUACCAGUAAGCCCUGCUUUCGCUGGUACCCAGAUUUCUACAGCUUUUGCCGCCAGCGCCCACUUGGCGUUUUCUCAGUUGCUGCACCGUUCUUAGCGCCCAACGUAAAGAUUCUCGUUCCUGUGGCCUGUAAGUUAUCUGUGCUGUCACUUUCUCGGUCCUAGUACCGCUAAAUCUCGUAGGAACUUCCUGAAACAGGUUUUAUGGUGCAGAACGGUGACUGUACCCAGCUGCCAUAUGCCCUAGUACUUCCGUAAUACCGUUAGCCGGCGCUUUUCAGUCACCACACAUUCAAACAGGUUAAAACACAUUAAACGGAUUAAACAGAUCAAAACACAUUAAAAUGUCACAACACAUUUAAACAGACUCGGUUCAUUCCGCCAAACAGGACGUUUAGGCGUGGAAGCUCCGCUCCUUUCUAAGAGCACGCUGUUUCUCUCCAACAACACGGUUAAAGGCGCCUGAACGAAUAUUUGUUUGGCAAUACCCCGGCUAUCCACUAGGUGCCAGCGUUUGCUAAGUUCCAAGAGCCAGUGUUUAGCAAGGUCGUUAGUCGACACAGCCCUAGCGAAGGGUUUUCCGAUGGCAGCAAUGCUCAUUUCCUGGAAACAGAUGGUUCUUGGCACCUGAAGCGCUCUUUAACCCUUGCGGUCUGUAGCGCUAGUUCUCUGCAAGGUUAGCUUAGUGUUCGUUUCAUUUCGAGUUAUUUUCUCGCUAUGUUUUUUUGCCCGAAUUACGGUUUGUUUUGGUUCUAUGUACUCUCUAAAAAAGUAAUCAUUUUUCGUUUGUCUAAUUUUCAUGCCGUUGUUACUAGUGAGUUUCAUAAUAAGUGGCUUGCUUCCCAAGAGCUCCGGAGAGCAUAAAUACUCAGGCUGAGGGUAGUGCUGAAGCGCAAACACUUGUGUCCUUCUAGCCUGAGGCUUAAGUGACGGAGUAACAUUUUCUUGGUCCUGUGAAGCAGGCUUGGGAUGCGAAGAGGUGGCGCCAGAGUCCCAGAGGAUUGUGGGCCUCACCCUUUAUAUCCAGUACUAGGAGAGUACUCAUUGGACGACAGGUGUUAUUUGGAACUGCUUUCCUUCCCUUGUGGGUGGCUUCAAUUCAAUACUUUAUCAGAAAAAUUGAAACUUUAGGCCAAAAUACUUUCCCAAGAUGACAAGAUUUAAGUCAAUCUUUAACAAGUAAGCUGACUUUAAAAUUAUUGGUAAAAUAAAAUUAGAAAUGGCUUCAGAAUUGUCAACAUACAUUAUUGUUUAGACUUGUUGGUCCAUAGUUUUAAAUUUAUUUCUGCUAGAUAAUAUAAAGCAUGAAAAUUUUGCAUGAAGGUUAUUAAGCUAUAAAUGCAGCCCAAAACAAAAUUAUCUUUGUGUGUGUAAUUUUGGUAAAUAAGGCAUUUAAUAGCAUUGGUUUAAUGAAAACAGCUAAAUCCUGGGUUACUGGCAGAAAAGAAAAACCCAUUUAUUUAACCUUAAGGUUCUUACUUAGGUAAACACCUGAUAUUCACAGGCUAUCAUAAUGGUUCACAGGGACAUAACUGUAACUGGCCCAGGUGUUCGUUUUGCCUACUGCCCAGAUAGAGCUGAUUUAUCUAGACAGGGGAGUUGUAAUAAAGAGUUUAAUACAUGUAGAGUCACCUAAAUUGAAGACCUGAAUUUUAUUAUUACUCAAAUCAGCUUCCCAGGAAAUUCAGAGGCUAGGGAUUUUCAAGGAUAGUUUGGCAGAAGGGGGCUAGAAAAUGGGUGCUGCUUCUUUGUUAGUGGGCAGUCAUGGGUGUGGAAAACAGUCCUCCAGCACUCAGUUCAUUUCUUGAGUGGGGGCCACAUAGGAGUGGCUGAUGCCAUUCGGGACACCUGAUCAUCAGAAAUGCAAAGGUCUGAAAAGUCAUCUUGAAAAGCCAAAUUUAGGUUCCAGUAAUUACGGAACUUGCAAAUCUUGUGACCUCUGGAAUAAUGGCUGGUAAUCAUUUAACUAUGCCUACAUCUUACCAGAAUUCAGGUCUAUCUCAUCCUCCUAACCUGGUGCGCUUUCAAUAGUUUUAUAAGGAUGGUUUGGUUUGGGGAAGGGAUAUUAUCAUAUAAAGUUAAACUAAAUUUCUCCCAGAGUUAGGUUGGCCUAUGCUCAGAAGUGAUCAAGGGCAGUUUGGAGGUUAAAGGUAAGAUGGAAUUCGUUAGGUGAGAUCUCAUUCACUGUCAUAAUUUUCUCACUGUUAUAAUUUUAGAAAGGUGGUUUCAUGGCUUUAAAUGAUGGCUAGGUUUUUCUAGUAUCACAGUUUUCAUAAGUAAUCUAGGUAAACUAUUUUUAAAAUUAAAUUAAUUAGGUAAAUAAUGAAAUAAAUGCUGAUAAGUAAACUUAUAUUACUUCAAAUCUUCAAAUUAGGGCUGGGCACGGUGGCUCAGGCCUGUAAUCUCAACACUUUGGAAGGCCAAAGUGGGUGGAUCAUUUGAGGUCAGGAUUUGGAGACCAGCCUGGCCAACAAGACGAAAUGCCAUCUCUACUAAAAAUGCAAAAAGUAGCUGAGCUACUUUUUGCAGGGUUGUGUGUGCCUGCAAUCCUAGCUACUCAGGAGCCUAAGGCAAGAGAAUAGCUUGAACUCAGAAUGCAGGUGUUGCAGUGAGCCUAGGAAGUGCCACUGUCCUUCAGCCUGGGUGACAGACAAAGACUGUCUCCAAAAAAAAAAAUCGUAAAGGUAAUUUAAAUUAAACAAUGGAUAGUUAUUAAAUGUCUGGAUCAUUUUCAAUUAAAAAAAAAAUAUUGUAGGAGGGGUACUUCAGCAGAUGGCCAAAUAGAGACAACUCCAGUGCACAAAACCCAGCAAGAGAGACACAGAAAUCAAAAGAUCUCCUAGCUCCAACCAAGGCAGCAGGUUCAUUUCAACUGGUCUGAUCGGCCAGUGAGCAAAGCCUAGGCAAGGCAGACCGAGGUGGGAAGCGGUGCUACUUCAUCCAGAAAGUGCUCGCCUCCCUCACCCUGGUCCAGAUACGGGGCUUCCCCCAAAGCCUCAGCAAUCCACAGAAUAAGGGAUCUUUGCCAGUCAAACACCGGGAAUUACAAGUACAGAGUUGAAAAACAAUCUAUGACAGUGCCCCGAUUGUCGCACAGACCUAAGCAAACGUAUAAGCCUGUAAGCCUGCUGGUGAGCCUUCAGACUGAGCUAUCACCCCCUCCCCCUACCUGGAGAGAGAGGAAGCUGAAAGCGGGAAGACACCCGGUGUGGUUGGGUGGGUCCCUGGGUCCCUCCCCUCCCCCAUAAAUCCCAACAGGCUGAAGCACUAACUCUAAUGGGUUCCACAGCCAGUAACUCAGUCUGAGCUGAACCCUGAAUGAUCCAGUUUCGUGGAGGAAAGCAGCAACCCGCCAUUAAAGAGGCAGGACUAGGCUUAAUGUUUUAACAAAAAACACUAGAAGCCUCCAUAGCAACAGGAUGGUGUCCUUGACAACCCAGCAGCGCCUCAAGGUCAGCGGAAGGAGGGGUGCCGACCGUUAAAGAGGUGGGCCUAACCUCCCAGUGUAAACAAAAAAGACACAGGAAGCCUACCUAGUACCUGAAGGAGUCCCUGGAAACCCGGUAGGCUUUGACAGGCAGACAAGUGACCUCAUCAAGCAGCUCCCUGAGAUCUUUGAGCUAGAUAAAUCCAUGAAGAUGGGGGGAAAAAAACAGUGCAAAAAAGAUGAAACAAUCAAAGACCAGAACUCCUCUUGUCCUUAAGGGAUCACAACUCCUCAACAACACAGGAACACAACACAACUGAGAAAGAGUUAGACGAAUUGACAGAAACAGGCUUCAGAAGGUGGGUAAUAAUAAACUUUCUGAGCUAAAGGAACACGUUCUAACCCAAUGCAAAGAAACUAAAAAUCUUGAAAAAAAGGUUAGACAAAAUGCUAACUAGAAUAACCAGCUUAGUGAAGAACAUAAACAACUUGAUGGAGCUGAAAAACACAGCACAAAAACUAUGCAAAGCAAACACAAGUUUUAAUAGCCAAAUCAAUCAAGCAGAAGAAAGGAUAUCAGAGAUUGAAGACCAACUCAAUGAACUAAACAGAGAAGGUAAGACAAGAGAAAAAAGUGAAAAGAAAUGAACAAAUCCUCCAAGAAAUAUGGGAUUACAUGAAAAGACCUAAUCUAUGCUUGAUCAAUGUACCUGAAUAUGAUGAGAAGAAUGAAUCCAAGCUGGAAAACACUCUCCAGGAUAUCCAGGAGAACUUCCCCAGCCUAGCAAGGGAGUCCAACAUUCAAAUCCAAGAAAUACAGAGAACUCCACAAAGAUAUUCCUCAAGAAGAGCAACCCCAAGGCACAUAAUUGUCAGAUUCACCAGGGUUGAAAUGAAGGAAAAAACGCUAAGGGCAGCCAGAGAGAAAGGACGGGUUACCCACAAAGGGAAGCCAAUCAGACUCACAGUGGAUCUCUCUGCAGAAACCCUCUAAGCCAGAAGAGAGUGGGGGCCAAUAUUCAACAUCCAUAAAGAAACAAACUUUCAACCCAGAAUCUCAUAUCCAGCCAAAUUAAGCUUCAUAAGUGAAGGAGAAAUAAAAUCAUUUACAGACAAGCAAUUAUUGAGAGAUUUCUUCACCACGAGACCUGCCUUACAAGAGCUCCUGUAAGAAACACUAAACAUGGAAAGGAACAAGUACCAGCCACUACAAAAGCAUACCAAAUGGCAAAGACCAAUAACACAAUGAAGAAACUAAGUCAACUAAUGGGCAAGAAAACCAGCCAGUAACAAAAUGGCAGGAUCAGAUUCACACAUAACAAUAGUAACAUUGAAUGUAAAUGGCCUAAACACCCAGAUCAAAAGACAUAGACAGGCAAACUGGAUAAAAAGUCAAAACCCAUCAGUGUGCUGUAUUCAGGAAACACAUCUCAUGUGCAAAGACACACAUAGACUUAAAAUAAAGGGAUGGAGGAAGAUUUACCAAGCAAAUAGAGAACAAAAAAAAGCAGGGGUUGCAAUUCUAGUCUCUGAUAAAACGGACUUUAAACCAACAAAGAUCAAAAGAGACAAAGAAGGGUUUUACAUAAUGGUAAAAUGAUCAAUCCAACAAGAAGACCUAACUAUCCUGAACAUAUACGCACCCGACACAGGAGCACUCAGAUACAUAAAGCAAGUUCUUAACAUCCUAAAAGGAAAUUUAGACUCCCACACAAUAAUACUGGGAGACUUUAACAAUAAACCUAGUUUAUUGAGAGUUCUUAGUAUGAAGGGCUGUAUAUUAUUUUAUGAUAUGUUCAAUGGAAUGUAUCAUAAAAUAAUAAAAGCUAUUUAUGACAAACCCUCAGCCAAUAUCAUACUGAAUGGGCAAAAGCUGGAAGCAUUACCUUUGAAAUCAGGCACUAGACAAGGAUGCCCUCUCUCACCACUCCUAUACAAUAUAGUACUGGAAGUUCUAGCCAAAGCAAUCAGGCAAGAAAAAGAAAGAUAUUCAAAUAGGAAAGGGGGAAGUCAAAUUGUCUCUAUUUGCAGAUGACAUGACUGUAUAUUUAGAAGACCCCAUCAUCUCAGCCCAAAAUCUCCUGAAACUGAUAAGCAACUUCAGCAAAGUCUCAGGAUACAAAAUCAAUGUGCAGAAUUCACAAGCAUUCCUAUACACCAAUAACAGACUAACAGAGACCAAAUCAAGAGCAAACUCCCAUUCACACUUGCUACAAGGAGAAUAAAAUACUAGGAAUACAACUAACAAAGGAUGUGAAGGACCUCUUCAAGGAGAAAUACAAACCACUGCUCAAGGAAAUAAGAGAGGACACAAACAGGUGGAAAAACAUUCCAUGUUCAUGGUUAGGAAGAAUCAAUAUUGUGAAAAUGCCCAUACUGCCCAAAGUAAUUUAUAGAUUCAACCAUAUACCCAUCAAGCUGCCAAUUACCUUCUUCACAGAACUAAGAAAAAAAAACACUUAAAUUUCAUAUAGAAUCACAAGAGAGCCAGCAUAGCCAAGACAAUCCUAAGCAAAAAGAACAAAGCCAGAGGCAUCAUGCUGCCAGACUUCAAACUAUGCCACAAGGCUACAGUAAUCAAAACAUCAUGGUACUGGUACCAAAACAGAGACAUAGACCAAUGGAACAGAAUAGAGGUUUUGGAAGCAUCACCACACUUCUACAACCAUCUAAUCUUUGACAAACCUGACAAAAACAAGCAAUGGGGAAAGGACUCCAUGUUCAAUAAAUGGUGUUGGGAAAACUGGCUAGCCAUGUGCAGAAAGCAGAAACUGGACCCCUUCCUGACACCUUACACUAAAAUUAACUCCAGAUGGAUUAAAGAUUUAAACUUAAGUCAGUAACGUGCUAUGGACUUAUUACCAAGCCACUUCCACUCUAGGCUAAGAAUUUCUGUAUUAAAAUGUUUAUUACUCUCCCUUCCUCCAUGACUAAGUCGGAAAAGGAAAAUCCUGGGACUCCUGCAAAGAUCUCAUGAGACCGGUGGAGUAAAGAAGGUGACAAAGAUAUAACAGCAGUGAGUACAUAAUCCUAGGGACGUUCAUCCCAUCAUGUUUGCAGUUUCCACUCAACGCUGCAUCUCUUCCGCCUGAGGCUUUUCAUCUUUUCUUGAAGGUAUGCUAGGCUGCUAUCACAUUCAUAACUGCGCCAAUUUCAUCUGCAUCUCGGCGGCUGCCUUCAGGCCCCAUUCCCCAGGGUUUAGGCUCCAGCAUCUCCCCUGUCCCGCUACGGUCCUACUUCUUUUCCGGGUCUUAUCUGGCAGGCACUUAAGGGAAGCAGGAAGGCGCCAGUAGCGGGAAGCGAACACAGCCCACUUACGUUGCUUAGCAACGGACUCAACUCUUCGGCCUCCGCUUCUUCAGGCUGCUGGGCAGAGACAUACCAGCCCUGCUCAGCGUUGAAGCUCUCCCAGGACGCCUCCAUGCUACUCUCCAGCUCACUACCAGGUCCAUCUGGGAGCCUCUACCCCAGCUCUGCUCUCCUGCCGUCAGUCGCGCCAGAGGCGGAGCUAUGAGCCCGGCCCUUCCGGCUUUCCGUACCCCACCAGGUCCGGGGAGGAAAGGACGCUCGCCCUCUCUGCGGCCAACAGUGAUGAUGUCAUCGAAGGCCCGCCAGUCCAGCCACGACCCACCUCCGAGCGGUACCGGAGGGGGAAGUGAGGGGUCGGCUCGCGGAUCCAGCUGUAGAGCCACGCGGGGAAUUGGAAUGGUGCUUUGGAUCUUAUGGAGGCCAUUUGGAUUCUCAAGAAGACUUCUGAAACCGGGAAGCCAUAGCAUAACUGAAUCAAAAUCAUUAAUUCCACUAGCUUGGACAUCCCUGACACAGACGCUUUCAGAAGCACCUGGUAUUCUCUUAUUGGGUCAAAGAAAAAUAUUCUCAACCAUGCCAGAAAUAGAAACACAUGAGAGAGACUCUGAAUUGUUUUCACCACCCUCUGAUGUCCGAGGCAUGACAAAACUUGAUAGAACAGCUUUUAAAAAGACAGUCAGCAUUCCAGUGCUUAAAGUGAGGAAAGAAGUAGUCAGUAAAUUGAUGCGAUCCCUUAAAAGGGCAGCAUUGCAGCGCCCAGGUGUAAAACGUGUAAUUGAAGAUCCAGAAGAUAAAGAAAGUAGACUAAUCAUGUUGGAUCCCUAUAAAAUGUUUACUCAUGAUUCCUUUGAGGAAGCAGAACUCAGUGUUUUAGAGCAGUUAAAUGUCAGUCCACAGAUCUCUGAAUAUAAUUUGGAACUAACAUACGAAAACUUUAAGUCAGAAGAGAUCUUGAGAGCUGUGCUUCCUGAAGGUCAAGAUGUAACUUCAGGGUUUAGCAGAGUUGGACAUAUUGCACACCUGAACCUUCGAGAUCAUCAGCUACCUUUCAAACAUUUAAUUGGCCAGGUUAUGAUUGACAAAAAUCCAGGAAUCACCUCAGCAGUAAAUAAAAUAAAUAAUAUUGACAAUAUGUACCGAAAUUUCCAAAUGGAAGUGCUAUCUGGAGAACAGAACAUGAUGACAAAGGUUCGAGAAAACAACUACACCUAUGAGUUUGAUUUUUCAAAAGUCUAUUGGAAUCCUCGUCUCUCUACAGAACACAGCCGUAUCACAGAACUUCUCAAGCCUGGGGAUGUCCUAUUUGAUGUUUUUGCUGGGGUUGGGCCCUUUGCCAUUCCAGUAGCAAAGAAAAACUGCACUGUAUUUGCCAAUGAUCUCAAUCCUGAAUCCCAUAAGUGGCUAUUGCACAAUUGUAAAUUAAAUAAAGUGGACCAAAAUGUGAAAGUCUUCAACUUGGAUGGGAAGGACUUCCUCCAAGGACCCAUCAAAGAAGAGUUAAUGCAGCUGCUGAGUCUGUCAAAAGAAAGAAAACCCUCUGUGCACAUUGUCAUGAAUUUGCCAGCAAAAGCUAUAGAGUUUCUUAGUGCUUUCAAAACACUUUUAGAUGAGCAGCCAUGCAGCAGUGAACUACUUCCCAUAGUGCACUGUUACAGCUUUUCCAAAGAUGCUAACCCUACUGAAGACGUUCGUCAAAGAGCUGGAGCUGUGUUAGGCAUUUCACUGGAGGCAUGCAGUUCAGUUCACCUGGUAAGAAAUGUGGCCCCAAACAAGGAAAUGCUGUGCAUCACCUUUCAGAUUCCUGCUGCUGUACUCUACAAGAACCAGACCAGAAAUCCAGAGAAUUGCGAAGAUCCGCCUCUUAAAAGGCAGAGGACAGCUGAAGCCUUUUCAGAUGAAAAAACACAAAUUGCUUCAAACACUUAAUUGGAAAUGUUUUCUCUAUCUCCCUGCUAGACUUAGUGUAGCAAAAUAUAAUUUGUAUUAUUAAAUAAAAUUUUAGUGUUCAGUUUUUACUAUUAAAAAAAAAAGAUUUAAACUUAAAACUCAACACCAUAAAAACUCUAGAAGACAAUCUAGGCAAAACCAUCCAGGACAUAGGAAUAGGCAAGGACAUCAUGACUAAAACACCAAAAGCAAUGGCAACAAAAGCCAAGAUAGACAAAUGGGAUCUAAUUAAUCUUCAGAGCUUCUGUACAGCAAACGAAACAAUCAUUAGAGUGAACCAGCAAUCAACAGAAUCGGAAAAAAUUUUUGCAAUCUACCCAUCUAACAAAAGGCUAAUAUCCAGAAUCUACAAAGAACUAAAACAGAUGUACAAGAAAAAAACAACAAACAAACCCAUUGAAAAGUGGGCAAAGGAUAUGAACAGAUUCUUCUCAAAAGAAGAAGACAUAUAUGAGGCCAACAAACAUAUGAAAAAAUGUUCAUCAUUACUGGUCAUUAGAGAAAUGCAAAUCAAAACCACAUUGAGGUAUCAUCUCACCCCAGUUAGAAUGGCAAUAAUUUUAAAAUGUGGAGACAACUGAUGCUGGAAACUAUGUGGAGAAAUAGGAACACUCUUACACUGUUGUGGGAGUGUAAAUUAGUUCAACCAUUGUGGAAGACAGUGUGGCAAUUCCUCAAGGAUCUAGAAAUAGAAAUUCUAUUUGACUCAGCAAUCCCAUUGCUGGGUAUAUAUCCAAAGGACUAUAAAUUAUUCUACUAUAAAAACACGUAUGUUCAUUGAGGCACUGUGUACAAUAGCAAAGACCUGGAAUCAAUGCAAAUGCCCAUCAAUGAUAGACGACAAAGGCAAUGUCGCAUAUAUACACCAUGUAAUACUAUGCAGCCAUAUAAAACGAUAUGUCUGUGUCCUUUGCAGAGACUUGGAUGAAUCUGGAAACCAUCAUUCUCAGCAAACUGACACAAUAACAUAAAACCAAAUACCACAUAUUCUCACUCACAGGCAGGUGUUGAACAAUGAGAAGACGUGGACUCAGGGAGAGGAGCAUCACACACUGGAGUCAGUUGUUGGGGGG
Callithrix jacchus (white-tufted-ear marmoset) is the source of this 10143-nucleotide messenger RNA. RefSeq names its product tRNA (guanine(37)-N(1))-methyltransferase. Gene Ontology annotation, cellular component: mitochondrial matrix; cytoplasm. The record is from RefSeq and is a predicted model, not a curated record. Gene Ontology annotation, molecular function: tRNA (guanine(37)-N1)-methyltransferase activity. Gene Ontology annotation, biological process: mitochondrial tRNA methylation; tRNA N1-guanine methylation. Lineage: Eukaryota; Metazoa; Chordata; Mammalia; Primates; Cebidae.